AUGACAUCAUUUCUGUUACGACAGUCGUUUCAAAGUGGAUCAACAAUACCAGUCGGCCGACAUCGAUUCGUCUUCGCUGCUCCCGAGCCGCUCCAACAAAUCGAGAGAUUCAAACUUUCGCGUAACAAAAACAUAACAUUGACGGCAAAUUUGGAGCAGGCUGUAAAUACAGGACGUUGCAAGUUUAUUGCACGUCAUUUAUCACCGCUGCCCGAGGAGAAGCCCGAGACCACGUCUGUGCUGUGCAACGACAGAGACGUCGCGGACGUUUUCAGGAAGAAGCCGUAUCAGGUCGUCGACGAGCUGGCGAAAGUCACAUACACCACCAAGCACAGGUGGUACCCCAGGAGCAGAGACAAGAGGGCGAAGGACACGAAACCCGACAGGCCGUACUUGUAAUAUUCGAAGAGGGAUGGAUCCGAAGGGCUUUCUCUCGGCGAAAAAGUACUAUAUUUAAUUCACCUUACACAUGCAGUUGUUGUACUCUCCGAAAUGUGUAUUAAUAAAUGUACAAAGACAAUUGUUAAUAUCUGUCUGUAUAAAUAGGCUGCCUACAUAGUACAUUUCUUUUACAGAGCUUAAAUACAUUGUCAACACCACACUUUUAUGCUAUAAAUUAAAUGUAUAUGUAUUCACGGUUGCAUUACAAUAUUAGAUAGAUAUAUCC
Wasmannia auropunctata (little fire ant) is the source of this 667-nucleotide messenger RNA. RefSeq lists its product as uncharacterized. The coding region runs from base 1 to 399 and encodes 132 amino acids. Lineage: Eukaryota; Metazoa; Arthropoda; Insecta; Hymenoptera; Formicidae. The transcript has 2 exons. The record is from RefSeq and is a predicted model, not a curated record.